UUCUUCUAGACUUCACGUGUAGGCUACCUGCCACUGGGACUGGAGAUGGAAAAGCUAUAAAGUAGUACAGUACACAUUUUCUGUCCGAACUUAAUGUUUCCAGUAAAUUUCCCCAAACAAAUAAACAAAUAAAUGAACAAAAACUUAGUAUAGUUUUUUUGCCCCACCUACUACUUGACUUCAGAAAGCGGACUUUUCGAGCACCCGCUGAACGCAACAUCAUUCUCACCGGUCGACUCUUCAGAAAGUCCUACCUCAUCUCCCUACAGGAACACGACGGACUAAAAAGCAACAAUGAAUGUGUCGCAUGAAAUAAACCUGCUUGUGGAGGAGAUUCAGCGACUUGGCAGCAAAAAUGCCAGCGGUCAGACCAGUGUGAAGUUUGGGGUCUUAUUUAACGACGACCGUUGUGCCAACAUCUUCGAGGCGUUGGUGGGCACGCUGAAGGCGGCCAAGAAGAAGAAGGUGAUCGACUUCCAGGGCGAGCUGCUCCUGCAGGGUGUCCACGACCAGGUUGACAUCAUCUUGCUGCAAGAAUGAAACCAAAGUUUGAACGGGAUGACCUUUUAAUGAGCUGAGAGUCUGACUGAAUCCUCUGAGAACACUGCGUUCCUGCAGUGCCUCCAUCUGUGUCCAAGUUUCUAUGUGAUUUUAUUAGAUUUGUUUUCUUUUCCUUUUUUAUUUACAGGGCCUGGUAUUAAACUGAAACUCCAAAUUUUCACAUCAGACAACAUACAUCUGUAUAUUUUUGUUGCAUAUUUGACCUCUCCAGCUCCCUUCUGUAAGGUUUAUAAAAUCUGUAAAGAGGCAUGUUGUUUGAAUUAGAAAGCUUGAUCUCCAGAAAAUGAACUCCUUCGCUGUCCUGAGCGAUACUAUCUGCGUAUGUUGCACAAAAAAAACAAAGUAGUUAUUACAGAUAAGUUAGAAGUUAAGUUGGUGGUUUGAACAUCCACAACAUCACAUCUGGCCUCCUGAGUACAGACGCAUGUGAUUCAGGAAUACACGGAGAAGUGGUGACCCCUUCCAGGUGCUGCCUUUUUAUCAGCCACAUUUUCCACCAGAUUUAACAUUAAAAAUACACAAAGCAGGAACGAAAUAUUAUAUAUUUUUUGGGUUAUGUCAUGUUUUGGAUAAAAUUAGCAGAUCCCGACCAGAUGCCUUUCUUGAGAAUUUCAGUGUUUAGGAAAAAUGUCGAACGGCUUCGCUGGUGUGAGUUCGGACUCUCUAAAGACCACUGUUUUCCUUUCACACAGAAAAGAUAUUUCGCAUCUAUUGUACAAAUUACAGUGUAAUAUCCACAGCUGCUUUAACCAAAUGGCUGUUGUGCCUACUGUUUACAUGAGCCACUUCUACUACCUCUUGUGGACUUUCAAACAAGAUGUUCUUUGAGCUUUUGAGAACCCAAGAACAGCUCCUUUUGUACAAACUUUGACCACAAAGAAAGUUGAAGUGCGUGUCGAGAUUUCCUUGCUGCUCUUCUGACUUAUUACUACAAAAACAGCCCUUUUUAGAUGUUGUCAUGAGUGAAUUUUUCUCAACGAAACAAAUUCCAAAAACUGCCUUUGUUUGUGGAAACUUCUGAUGAACAAACAGCGAAUGUAUUUCUUGUGCAGCCUUUAGUGGUGGGAAAAAGUGCUUAUGAUUCUCAGGACCAAACUUGUGCUUGAAAACUUUCCCGUGGCUUUAUUUAGUGUCAGAAACUGUACUGUUGGUCUGAUGAAACUUUUGGAUCAGGUGUGAAUACUUUCCUAAAUUUCCUAGUAUCAGAUGUAUCAAUUUAGCUUUUUUGGUUAGUAAUGGUAAGAAAUGCACAGUUUUUUGUGUGUUAAAUAGGAAAUUGUGAAAUGAAAAGUUACACAUGAAGAAGAGUUUUCAAUGAUCACCUCUAUUUGUGAAACAAAUAUUCAGGGUUUUAAAACUUGAUAGGUUAAUAAUAAUGCCAUCUUAUUCAGUUUCUUGCUAAAAAUGUGGCACAAAGUUAAAAAAUGUUGUGAAAUCAGGUAAAAUAUAGAAAGUUUAUGAAAGUAUGCCUCGUCUACAAGUUUUAUUGGACCCAUUUCUCUGCUGUUGGAUCGACUUCGACACUUUAUGUUCAGGUUUUGUUUCAGUUUGACCUUUUUAUUAUUUAAGGACAAAAACAGCUCAGAACUUUGGUAAAAAUCAAGAAAAGCAGAGACUCAUUAUCAGUGUGAAUGAAACAGACGAGUUUUAAAAGUUGUGAAAAAAUAAUGAUGCCUUGGAUGUCAGUGAUCAGAACUGAGUCGGUACCUCAGGCUGUUCUAGUGCAUUGUUACUGUAUUUUGUAUUUGGCGAAAUCAUAUUACCAUCAGAACUGAGGUUUGUUCUACUGUGGAAAAAUAAAGUCUUUACACUUGAA
Messenger RNA from Girardinichthys multiradiatus, 2377 nucleotides. RefSeq names its product ABRA C-terminal like (gene abracl). The record is from RefSeq and is a predicted model, not a curated record. The transcript is spliced from 3 exons. Gene Ontology annotation, biological process: regulation of actin filament-based process. The coding region runs from base 295 to 540 and encodes 81 amino acids. Lineage: Eukaryota; Metazoa; Chordata; Actinopteri; Cyprinodontiformes; Goodeidae.